AUGGAGUCCCCCGAAUUUCCAUUAGCACUUGGGUCCAGCUCGAGCUCAUGCAUUAGCACUGAGAAUGUAACACCGACGUCGGUGAUAACAGAGGGCAUUGCCAACGAGGCGAGCAGCUCAACGGUCACAUCUUCUCCCCACGAAACCCCUAUCGCCGAAACUGGUUCGGAAUCGAAUCGGUCAAAGAGGAAGCGUAACAGAACGGUCUUGAGGAAACAACAGUGUGACCGUGGUCAACCUUGUUCAAGAUGCGUCAGCCGAGGCGCUGCCAAAUCCUGCACAUAUCAAGAACCCAAGAAGAAUGCGAGAAACUCAGAAAGCCCUGUCAAGCUACAACCAACGGAAACUCCUAGUCCAUUUGCCCUUCCACCUGGCGAAGUCAAUGAACGUGUACUUGAACUAGAAAGCAUCAUCUCACACACACUAAACAGCCUAGAUCCUACCGCGGUAGCUGGACUAAACUCGCUUUUACACUCUGUACAAGCGCGCUACGCAUCUGGUGUGGUCACAGACCUCUCCGCAGAAAGCUGCGAAAUGACAGAGGAAGCUGUAGGAGUUGCAGCGACGGCGCUUGGCCAACUUUCACAGAUAUCGGACGCUACACCGUUACAUUCCCAUUCGUUCGACUCACCAGAUUGUGAUCUAUUUGCAAGUGCACGUCGUAUGUUGCCUACGACUGGUUCUGCGUCCCUUUUUGAUUUGCGCAACAACUUCCCCAGUGAGAAGAUUAUGUCCUUCCUUAUAUCCCACUAUUUCGACCACAGUUCGGUCCACUGGAUCUGGCCUGUCAUCAACAGACCAUCAUUCGAACUUUGCUAUCGCACGUUUCAGGCUGGUGCACCUAUACCACCGAGUAUCGAGUAUUCGUCUUGUGUGGCGAUAGUCUGUGCUUUAGCGCUACAGUUCCUUCCGGAAAGUGAUGAUGAUAAGGAGAUAUUCGCGGAAUAUGAACCAGGUCGACAUGUUCUCGAACAAAAACUACUCGUCUUUGUGCGAUCGGUUAUGCUCACAGCUCCAGAUCCGCCGGUGUCCUCGAUAGAGCGCAUACAGAUGGUUCUAUUAUAUGCAAUCUAUCAAUGGAACGAAGGCAAAGUAGGCGAGAGCUACUAUAUACUAUGCCUUGGUAUUAGGAUGGCGCAAACCUUGGGUAUGCAUCGAGACGGGUUGAAUGUCUGGCACAUGCGACCACGAGACGCCGAGUUGAGGAGACGUGUUUGGUGGUGCUUGUUCAUCGCAGAUAGAUUCCAAGCCUUUCAGUUUGGGUGCCCAUACAUCAUCUCCGAGCUACAUUGCGAUGCGGAGCUUCCUAUGAAUCUUGAUCAGUCUCAGAUUCUCGACAUAUCGCCGCUAAACGCAAAGCCUAUAGAAGAGCCGACUGACUCCAUGUAUCUUCACUUUCACUCGCGCUUCUCCCAGCUGGUCGGGCGCAUGUGUGACGAGUGUUUCGGAGCCCAUCUUCCUACGUAUCGCACCGUGAUGGACUACGAAGACAAGCUUCGUGGUUUCGAUUGGGACAUUCCGAACUCUCUAAAAUACCAGUCGUCACAAGUCGCAGCCGCCCGGCCUUACCUUUCGUUUCAGCAUCAAAUCCUGAGCAUCGAGAUUUACUUCUCUCGACUGACAUUACUGCGACCAUUCCUCUUCAUCCGGCCAGAAGAGAGCGCUGGCGGAGACGAGAUGGGUAUCAAAUUGAAUGCAUUUCAUCGACACGCAAGGACAGUAUGCUUGAUGUUAUGUAAACGCCUUUUAUCCAUGGCCUACGUCUUUCGAACACAGAUUCCUCGCACGCAGCAGCGCUGGUGGGCCAUCUCUGGGUCUGCCGUGCACGCCGCUAUCGUAUUUACCGUCGCCAUCCUGUCCGACCCUCAAAAUCACGAAAAUGAGGAACUCUCAGAAUGGAUUGCUUUUGCUUGCCGUCUUCUUCAAGAACUCGCCCCAUAUAACGUCGUUGCCCAAUGUGCCCUGCGAUAUACGAGUGUCAUGCAAAAUCGGACGCAGCUCGCAUUGAAAGCGGCGGGAAUAUGUUCUACAAUGCGUGAGGAGCCAGACCUAUCGUUGACGCAGAAUAGCGAUAGGGCGACGAGGGUGUUAGCACAACCGCAGCCUAAUGUUGCGGACUUGCUAGGCAGGGAGUUGGCCGCCGAUAAUCUCUGGGUGAUAAUGAGGCCCGGGGUGUUUGCAGGGCAUUUUCCAGGCAUAGCUUCGGUCAGCGGGCCCAUGGAACCUCAACAUCUGGAAAGAUUCUUUGAUAACUGUUUCACUGCGUCUCCAGGGCCGGCUCUGCCGCCCGGUUGCAAGCCUAAUCGCCAUUGA
Messenger RNA from Stereum hirsutum FP-91666 SS1, 2313 nucleotides. RefSeq lists its product as uncharacterized. Gene Ontology annotation, molecular function: DNA-binding transcription factor activity, RNA polymerase II-specific; DNA binding; zinc ion binding. The transcript has 19 exons. NCBI's taxonomy places the organism in Eukaryota, Fungi, Basidiomycota, Agaricomycetes, Russulales, Stereaceae. The record is from RefSeq and is a predicted model, not a curated record. Gene Ontology annotation, biological process: regulation of DNA-templated transcription; DNA-templated transcription. Bases 1 to 2313 code for a protein of 770 amino acids.